This is a messenger RNA of Oncorhynchus mykiss (rainbow trout), 2822 nucleotides long. Its product is annotated as ankyrin repeat and SOCS box containing 13a, tandem duplicate 2. Gene Ontology annotation, biological process: protein ubiquitination; positive regulation of protein catabolic process. Lineage: Eukaryota; Metazoa; Chordata; Actinopteri; Salmoniformes; Salmonidae. The record is from RefSeq and is a predicted model, not a curated record. Gene Ontology annotation, molecular function: protein binding.
AGGUCAUGUCAAAAUCAGUCACGUGAUGUGUCAGUGCCGCAUGUAAACACAGCUCAAAUGUGGUUGUUUACUUCUCUUGGGACGUAAUUUACCGUUUUUCUACAUAAAACGGGAUUUGACCAAAUGAUGGAGGUUGAAACUGCCAGACCGUAUUUCUUUGGAGACAUAGGCUGCUGGUCAGAGAGGACCGAGGUGCACGAGGCGGCCUCCGAGGGACAUGCUGCCCAGCUGCAGCAACUCAUCCAGAGAGGAGCCUCUGUCAACAUAGUGGCUGUGGACUCCAUCACCCCCCUCCAUGAGGCAUGUGAAAGGGGGCAGACCCAAUGUGUCAGGCUGCUACUGGAUGCUGGAGCACAGGUGGAUGCCCGUAACACGGACGGUAGCACCCCUCUGUGUGAUGCCUGCUCGGUUGGGAGCUUUGACUGUGUGAGGAUGCUGCUGGAGCAUGGGGCCAAUGUGAACCCCACCCUCUCUUCCCGGACCACCUCACCCCUACACAAAGCUUGCAUGGGGGGUAAUGCUGACGUUGUGAAGAUCAUGAUCGCUAAAGGUGCCAGUCUGGAGGCAUAUGACCUGUACUAUGGGACCCCAUUGCAUGUGGCGUGUGCCAACGACCACACGGCCUGUGUCAAGGCGCUACUCAACGCAGGUGCCAAAGUGAAUUAUGCUCGGCUGCACAAGACGGCCCUGCACCGUGCUGCUAAAGUGAAGAGUGUUGACAUGAUCGACGUGCUGGUGGAGUUUGGGGCGAACAUCUACGCCAAAGACAAAAACGAUAAGAAGCCCAUUGACUACAUCGAUCCCGGUUCUCCCGCUGCACUCUGCUUAGAGUUUUAUGAAAGUACUCCAUUGAGUCUGCAGCAGCUGAGCAGAGUGACCCUGAGGGCGAUGCUGGGUAGCAGAGCUCUGGAGGUCGUAGUUCAACUGGACAUACCAAAGCAAAUCAUUCGCUUCCUAUGUUACCACUGACCCUGAUACCAUUAUCUUACUAAGGUGAAGGAAGGAAGCUCAGAGACUGAAACCUUAAAAAAAAUAAUCACAAUUAUCAAAAUGCUACAGUCUGAACCUUAGAUGCCACUAGAUUAGAUUCAUAAAAAUAAUAUGCAUACAGCAAGGCACAGGUUUCCAAACAAGCAGUAUUUUUAAGCGGAGCACUUUUGUGCCAUAUCAUCACAUUAGAUACAUAUUUAAAGAACAGGAGCAUAAGGAGGUUUUAAUGGGGACUUUUUACAUGCAGUUUAUUCCUUGAACUCCCAUAUCUUGUAAACCUACAUAAAAGACAAAUGGAGGCCCUCAGGGAAAACAAGGGAGAGGGGGGAGAGGAGAAAAUAAAUGGAGGAGAGGAAGUGAUUUUGGCAGCUGAUCCUGUCCACUCUGCAACACCGUCUGUGGACACUACACCAGCAUCUUAGACGCCAUGACAACGCGGCAACAACACAACCGUUAGCAACACAUCCCAGAUCUCCGGUACAUCCUCAGGGAUGAGAAACGAUGUUGCAGCAGGAGGAUGAGCGGCGUUCCCGUUGACACUCUCCAGAUGUCAGUGUGUAUCCCAGAUUCCUCCCUGACAUCGGAACGGAAACCACACCUGACAACGGGAUGUGUUUGAGGCGGACGUGGAAUCCAGGCAGCAGAGAAACACCAUGGGAAACGAUCCUGCUUUUUUACUGUUGGUGCCUCUGAUCUGUUGCAUCCACUAUAGCUGAGACGGCCCAGGCCUGAAUAUGGUGUCUGUUUUUGGGGUGUGUAAUGAGUGUGUGUGGAUUCCUCAGAGUUGCACAAUGUCUCUGGUCACUGUAUUGAUACUGUUAUUAUUUGACAUAACCCGUCUUAAUAAUGGGAACAGAGGAAUAUGUCUUAUCAACAUGAUGUCUAUGUAAGGCAACGUGCAUUAAUCACAAAGUGUGUUUCUAAAAUAUUAUGACCUAUUUAAUAUUUCCCCACUGGCCACACGACCUCAUUUCAGUGUGGGUAAUAUUUGGUUGAGAUGUUAAUCAAUGAGAUUACAACCUAUAUUAACCCACUCAAAUUAAAUUCCAACAUUUUUAAAGCACAACAAAGCUCAAAUGGGAAUACAAUGUCAGCUAUUGAUAAAUCACUGUGCUUAAUCUAAUAGCAGGACCAUAUAACCUGGAUUUCAGUUGAGAUGACAUCAAAACUACACAGGUGCAAGAGAUCGAUGCCAUUUGAGAUUCUGUGCAGAUUAUUACAGAAGUUGUGAAGAUCUCCACAGACCUGUGAUCUAUGUACGCUUUCUUGCACAUACACGCUUUAUAUGGUUACAGUAACCUCAAAAUGUGGUCAUGGAUGUGUUACUCACUUUUCAAGUUUGAAUGUUACAUUCGUUUUUUUAAGAUAGUCUAAAGUUAAGGCGUUUUACUGUAUUACAAAAGUAAUAUUGAAUUGUGUUUUGUUGACAACGCAACCAAAUAUCAACAUUUUAAAGGAGAUUUAUCUUCAGCUUGGAUAGUUCCAUCUGGCCCACUGACUUAGUCUGGCUUUAAUUCCAGUUUGUCUUCAAAUUAAUUAUUGCUAUGUUGGAUUCACAUCUCCAUCUCAACCAAAAACAAAUGUGUUUUCCAUAUAGAUUCCACGUCACAAUGUUGACAAAUUAUGUUGAAAAAAAUGAUUAAAAGUCCAGCGGGAGUGACUAUCCUCUCAGAUAAUGCAUCUGUUUAACCCCUUUUGUGAACUGUCAAGUUUUUGAAUGCGCUUGAAAAGCAAAAUAUGCACUCGAAAAGCAACUUCUUAGGGAUAGCCCCCUUUUUUUUUUUUCCAAUUUUCGCCUAAAUGACAUACCCAAAUCUAACUGCCUGUAGCUC